ACCACAUCCAUUUCUGAUCGUGUCUCACGCCUGCUUCUUGCCGUCAGCUCAUCUUCCUUGAAAAAUCAAAUGGUUGAAUUUAACUGUUUAAAACUAUGUCGGAAUUGUCACGAGCCUUGAGCAAGCGUCAAAGCGACGACAGCUUGAUGCCUCCCCCGCCUCCACCGAAGCGCAUCAAACGACCGGCCACUGUCCUCGACGAAGACGUCUACACCAAUGCUCUCUCCGAAAUCAUUGCGCGUGAUUACUUUCCUGGCCUGGUGGAGGCUCAGGCGAAGCAUGAAUAUCUUGAUGCGUUGGAAUCGCAGAACGUCGAGUGGAUUGCAAGUUCCAGUCAGAAACUUGCCAGCCUAUUGAAGACUCCUGGAAGAACCCACGAUCGCUCUGGUCAUACUAAGAUGGCACCACAGUGUACUGGCACUGGAAGGCCAGGGGACACCCCGAUGGGUUGGGGCGGGGAUACACCUCUGUCGACGACGUCUGUUUUGCCACCAGGAACCCAGAUAUCAGUGGCAGAAUCCAAGCCCGAGGCUCCAGAUGUGAGUCGGCUAGGAUUACUAGAGUUUCAAGCUAGGUAUACCAGCGAAGACAACGAAUCUUUCAAUAAUUUAUUAGACAGAAGGAAUGCCAAGCAUCGUGAGAAGUAUGCCUGGCUAUGGAACGGGAACAAGAUCCCGUCCGCACGACAACUUGCGCACCGUCGGCGAGAGGCUAAGCGAAUCGAGGCUCAGGGAGGCAGUUCAGACCAGAACAAACAAGCACUAAUCAAGACUGACUUGGAUGCUCGACCUGCUCAGCCCGACACAUGGAAGACAUAUCCGGAGAACUCACUUAUGUUCGCGCCUUCGUCCGUUGAAGACACCUACGAGACAAUUCAGCAGAAAGCGGAAGCUGCAUCCCGAGCAGCACCCAAACGCGUGGUAUACCAGAACACUCGUCUUCCACAUGAGACUCUUCAGCAAUCAUCUGGGACUGCACCUCCACCUUCGCCAUCAAUAUCGGUCAUCAAGGACGCUAUCGCUGGACUUCCUCGUCCGACCAAUUCAGAGCCUGGCUACAUUGGCGGCGAAACGCCUCGAGUGAAUGGAUAUGCGUUUGUGGAUGAAGAUGAGCCCGAGUAUGACCAUGCCUCCUCCAGGGUCGAUGACUCUAUAACAGACGGUUUCAAUCUGCUUGGGAACAGUGAUGCAACUCCAAAUCCGUUUCAGAUUAAGGAAAAUCGCAAACGUGAGGAUCUUCAUCAUCGUAUGGUCGACCACGUGGCACGGACAAAACGUGCGGAAAAGUUCAGCCGCAGAACCGUAUCACCCGUGGUGAUGACCCCAACAUUCGCGAGCAGUCCGCGAUUGGAUUUCGGGCGACGAGCACCAGGUGCAGCUACUCCCGGGACUAAAGCAGGCAAGAUGUUAACGCCCGCGGCGCAGAAGCUGCUUCAUCAAGUGGGCAGUACGCCCCGCCCAGGUGGUUCGUUUGCUACUUCGUCCUCUAAUCUCAGGAGCAUGUGGACACCAACUUCUAGGAAAGGCAAAUGAUGAUGCUUGCGGUGGUUCGCUUUUGUAUCUGCUUAUUGUUUUUGUUAAUGAGCGUUUUCCCAUGACUAGAUACCAUGAUAUACACGAAGGCGUCCUGCAUUUAGCUUUGUCAAUUCGUCUGCGAUUCAAAGCUGGGGUAUAUCUCAAGCCCCGAGGGUUUAGUUUCCAAUCUAGUUUGUUGCGUGUUCUUGCCAUCAAACGGAUGCAAGUAGCCACUCUUCUUUCUAUUCUUGUAUUUAUCUUUGCUCCUCAUCGCCACUUGCUGGU
This is a messenger RNA of Aspergillus saccharolyticus JOP 1030-1, 1799 nucleotides long. RefSeq names its product splicing factor ESS-2 family protein. Lineage: Eukaryota; Fungi; Ascomycota; Eurotiomycetes; Eurotiales; Aspergillaceae. Gene Ontology annotation, cellular component: catalytic step 2 spliceosome. The transcript has a single exon. The record is from RefSeq and is a predicted model, not a curated record. The coding region runs from base 96 to 1532 and encodes 478 amino acids.